GAAUAUGAUGACACAAAGUUUGAUUAAAAAGGAGAGCUGUCUGUCAAUAGGAAAAUCUCACUCACAGUGAAUGGCAUUGUAGGUAAACCAAGUAAAUUAUCAACAUUACAUUAAAAUGUUUCAAUUAAAAAAAAUGUCAUUACAAAAUGAAUUUAGAAAAUGCUAUGAACUAUGUGGAAUUUGAAGUACUAUAUAAAUCCUUCAGGGUGGAGUGAACGGUUUACUUUAAUACUACAAAUAUUGCAACAUGUAGGAAAACGAGUUUCCUCAAAAUGCACAAUUCAAUGAGGAAAAAGGUCCAACACAAAGGUGUGGCGCAACAAAACGAAAGCGACAAUAAGUUACACACCUGUCAGACAAAGAAAGCCUCUAAGCGUAUUUUACUUUUAUUUAUUAAGAAAAUAACACAAUUGUAAAGUAGUUUGCGUUUUUGAGAUUGAUUUUAUUUAGCUUGUGAAACUGGAGGAAUAGUGAAUCAUUCAGAGAUGUUUAUUUGUGUGACUCUUUUGACGCUCUACUUUAUGGAAUCUCAAUCAGAACAAUUACAGGUGGUUGGUCCAGAAGAGCCUCUUGUUGCUGUAGCUGGUGAAGAUCUGGUUCUACCGUGUUUUAUCAAACCCAAAACCAGUGCUGUGGACAUGACAGUGGAGUGGAUGAGAAUAGAGGAAGUGGCUUCAUUAGUGCAUCUCUAUAGGGAUCAUGAAGACAGAAAUGAAGAUCAGGCUCAGUCCUACAGACAAAGAACAACACUGUUUAAAGAGGAGCUACAGAAAGGCAACGCUUCACUCAAACUCUCAGCUCUCCGACUCACUGAUGAAGGAGAAUAUAAGUGCCUCAUUGAGGAAAAAUCCUGGUAUGAUGACAUCACUCUUCAUGUUAUUGUUGAGGCUCAUGGAAGCCACCCAGUGAUAAUGAUGGAGAGUUUUGGUAACUCAGGAGGGAUUAAUCUAGUGUGUGAGUCCAGAGGCUGGAACCCUGAUCCUCGUGUUCUGUGGCUGGACAGAGAAGGAGACAAUCUGACUGCUGAAGAUACACAGAUACACAGAGACACUGAGGGCUUCAGUGUGAAAAGCUACAUCUCUGUUUAUGAUUAUAGCGACUCUAACAGGUUUUACUGCAGACUUCAGCAACAACAUCACAUGAUGGAGACAGAGAUUAUCAUCAAUAGUGGAGUCUUUGGUGUUUGGAAGUGGGCUGUCAGCAUUUCAGUUGUAGCAUGUCUUUUUCUUGUUGGAUUGAUACUAACUCUGCUUUUUGGCUACAAGAAAGCCUCAGCACUUCAACAAGAGAAGCAACAUGUAGAACUUCUAAAGAAGAAGAUGUUUAGAGUGGAUGUGACUCUGGAUCCUAAUACAGCUCAUCAUCAACUUAAAGUGGAUGCUGAUGGAAAACAAGUGACACGUGUAGACACACCACAGGAUCUGGAUCCCCAAGAUUCACCAAAAAGGUUUAAUUAUCCCUCUGUUCUAGGACAGCAGAGUUUCUCCUCAGGGAGAUUUUAUUAUGAGGUGCAGGUCAGUGGGAAAACUGAGUGGACGUUAGGAGUCGUGAAAGAGAACAUUGACAGAAAGGGGAUUUCCUGGAUUGCACGGUGUCCUCAGAAUGGAUUCUGGACUAUAGGACUAAGGAAUGAGAAUCAGUAUAAGGCUCUUGAUGAUCCCUCUGUCCCCCUCACACUGAGAGAGAAGGUGGAGGUUGUGGGGGUGUUUGUGGAUUAUGAGGAGGGUCUGGUCUCCUUUUAUGAUGUGAAGCCCAGAUCUCAUAUCUACUCUUUCACUGGUCAGUCUUUCUGCUCAGAGAAACUCCAUCCAUACUUCUGUCCUCGAUACAAAGUAGAUGGUAGUAAUUUAGCACCACUGAUCAUCUCUGAUGUUACUGAAUAAAUAUCUGCUUUAAAUUCUAUAACAUUAAAAUAUAAUCAUCUGUAAAGAGUUUAAACAUAUUGAUUUUUUUAAGAAUUGUGUUUAAAUGAACACUAAUAAUAUACUUGUGUGAUUUCAGCAAAUAAAAUCAGAUUAAAGCCAUUAUUAGAUUUCUAGAAAUCCUAUGAAGACACAAGGAUGUUAGUGGUUUAUUUAGAGUUCAUAUGCUGUUAGUCUGACUCCUUUUAGAAACUCAGAAAUAAUGAAAGGAUUUAGAUACAUCUUAAAGCUGUAUCAGACUUGUCAGUGAAGCUGCCAUCUCGGAAAAUGCUAUUUGUUUACUUUCUAGCUCUUUUACUUGAGUUGAGGUUAACUAACAUUUUUUCCACCAUUAACAAGUGGUGUGUUCAGGUUAAGAUUCAGGUUAGUUUUCAGGUUAAGAUACUGUUCAGUAUUAUUUUCUCCUGAACAUGAUGUCAGUUCUUAGUGAAUGUUCUUAAUAUUUGAAAAAUGUAUAGUAAAGUUUUUUGUGAUUGGAUGUGUGGAUGUAUUUGAAUUAGAGCUGCAUCUCUCCACAGACCUGCAGUUUUAACCUGGAGAAUUUGGAGGAUUCACUAACAUACCUGUAGUCAGUAACUGUGACUAAUGUGUCAUUUAAAGAUUUGUUAUAUUGCUGAAUGUUUUGUAUGAAGAAAAUACAGGUGUUUAUUUUGUGUUGUUUUUUUUUUUUUUUAAAUUAAAGGCUUAUUCUCUUUCUUUUUGUUGCACCAAUGGACAUAAACAAUAAUAUGGAGGAUUGUCUGUAGAUACAUCAUGACCUAUAACAGGCCAGUGGAGGUCACUGUGACUGACAUACUGGCUGUAGUUCACUCCACUUGCAUCUGUGUGGAAGCUGCUAAGCUGAAGGUAAUGGGUCACUGUACAACCUUCAUUAGAGUGACUUAAAAACUAAACACUGUGUUUGGGAACAACGACUAAGAAAUCGCUAUUGAACAUUUUAUAGUAAUAAACUGACAAAAAUUACACAUAGUGACAAACCUCACAGCUUUCCUGCAGCACUGAGUAAUUGAGUGUCUAAGUUUUUUUUAGAGACUAACAAUCUAUAAUCUUAUUGUAAAUGAUGGUGUGUGACUCUCUUUUCUUAACUGAACCCCAGUGUGUAGAACAUCUCCUCUCUUAGAGCUGAGUAACAUUAUUGAUUUACCACUUGGGGAAAAUGUUGUUAUGCUCAGCAAAGGAGACAGAA
Tachysurus fulvidraco (yellow catfish) is the source of this 3108-nucleotide messenger RNA. Its product is annotated as butyrophilin subfamily 1 member A1-like. Bases 486 to 1883 code for a protein of 465 amino acids. The record is from RefSeq and is a predicted model, not a curated record. Lineage: Eukaryota; Metazoa; Chordata; Actinopteri; Siluriformes; Bagridae. The transcript is spliced from 7 exons. Gene Ontology annotation, molecular function: protein binding.